UCUCUCAUCUUUCACUUCUGAAACUGGAUAUCUCGCAAAGCAAUUACUGAUAAUUGCUACACGCGUCAGCUAUAUUAUAGCAAAAAUACACCGUACGGACACGGCUGAUUUGUGGUUAGAUAACGCGCAGGUCGAUCGAGUUCGAAGAGGUCUUCUGUGAUCUUCAAGCAGUUCCGCGUCGAAUAUAAUGUUGCAUUCCGAAUAGUCGACAUUGCGGAAUGAUGCUCCGAAAAUGCGACGAAAAUGGACGUAUUACGCGUUGAAGCGGUUUUAAAUAGCGUCGCGCGAUAGUGCAACGUAAAAGUGAGUAUCUUGGUAUUGCCGGUUUUCCUCAUCAAUAAGAUAAGUCGCAAGUUACUACAAAAAUGUCCGUGGCCUUCGCACAACGCGGCAGACCUCCUCCAAAUCCCGCCCAAUUACAGAAGAUGCUCGAUGAGAAUGGUCAACUUAUACAAAUGAUUCAAGAGUAUCAGAAUAAGGGCAAAGUGCAGGAAUGUUUACAAUAUCAGCAAAUAUUACAUCGCAAUUUGAUAUAUCUGGCGUCUAUGGCAGACGUUAACCAAAAUCUUCAAACCUUAUUGCCUCUACCUCAAGGUAUUCCUAAUGGUCCUCAACAUGGUAUGAUGAACCCACAAGGACUUCCAAGUGGUCCGGGUGGUACAGCCGGUCCUGGAGGAGAAAUGCCUCCAAAUACCCAACCUACCAUGCCGAUGUCGACUUUUAAUCAAGGCCAACCAAUGGCACAAGGUGGUUAUCGUGGACCUGUGAUGCCCGGCCAAGGACCUACUAUAGUAAAUAGGCCUACAACUGCACCACCAGGUCCACAACAAUACAGAGGUCCGCAAGGUUAUCCUCAACAGCCUUCUCAGCAAGGUUACCCUGCUCAAUACACGAGUCAGAAUCCUGGCUCGAACUAUCAAGGACCGCAAGGAUCUGCAUACACUCCUGGUCAGCCAAAUCAGUACGGACCGCCCAACACCUCUCAGCAACAAGGAUACAGCGCGGCGACUCAGCCAAAUUAUGGUCCUCCGACUACGGUGAACAGCUAUGGUCCACAACCAGGCGGUUAUCCACCGCCGGGGACGCCUCAGCCACCCUCGGGAUACGGGCCGCCACCGCCCAAUCAGCAAGGUUAUCCGCCUUCUAACACUGCACAGCAGAAUUUCUCAUCAGGUAGUCAACAACAACAACCAGGACAAUAUGGCAGCCCUAGUCCACAACCAAAUUAUCAGCAGCCUCCGUCCCAAGCGCCACCUCAAAACGCGUACGCUGCGGGACAACCCGGGAGUUACCCCCCUCCCUCUUCACAGGCAUAUGCGAACAAUGUCCCACCACAAAAUUACCCACCGCCCCCGACAACCAGCGCGACUCCCCCACAACCGGGAUCUCAGCAAAACGCGGGCCCGCAGCCCAACUAUGUUAGCCAACCGAGUCCAGGUCCCGGCGCGACGCAAUACGGUCCUGCAUCUACAUCACCGCCAUUUAGCACCUCCUCCGCGACCGUCGGCAAUACUUACGCCCAGAGUCAGCCGACGAGCACACCGUCCGCCUCGACGCAAACGUAUCCGCCGAGUAGCGGUCCACCGCCGACGUCGCAGGGUGGAAGCUACGCCCCUCCGGUGCCGCCGGCCCCCUCAGGGUAUCCCGUUCAUCAAACACCCCAUCCGACAUCGCACCCCCCGCAUCCACCGCCGCCACACCAGUCACCUCAUCAGCCACCGCACGCCCCGCAUCAGCCGUCUCACCAGCCAUCCCAUCAGACCUCUCAUCAACCGCCCUCACAUCAAUCACCACAUCAACCACCACAACAAUCUCAGCAACAGUCACAAACAGCUCCGCAGACGCAACAGCAACCGUCUCAAAGUCCAGCGCCGAGUGGGUUUCAACCACCGUCCGGUCCGCCGCAAGGUCCUGCCCCGCCGCCAGGCCCUCAACAACAGCCAGCCUAUGGGCCUACUACUACGCAGACGUAUGUUCCACCGACACCAGGAGGACAGCCACAGAUUUAUAGUCCUCAUCCACCACAAGGAGGACAACACUAUGGACAUCCGCAGUAUCCUCCUCAAAGUUAUCCUCCACCGCCAGCAGGACAAGGAUAUCCACAGUAUCCUCCUCGACCACCUGGUGGACAUAUGCCUCCACCACCUGGACCACAAGGACCACCUCCGCCCAAUCAGUAUGGAGGUUACGGUUAUCAGCCACCCACACAAUGAAAAAUGACAAUGUAAAUUUAUGUAUGCUAAAUUUACAUUUAAAGGGUAUUUUUAUUUCAAUCUUUAUUUACUUUCUUGUGUGGAUACGUUCAUGUAUUUGAUUAAUUUAAGUUCAAAAUAUUUAUAAUGCUUUCAACAAGUGUUUUUUAUAAAUAUGCGAAUUUAUAUAUAAUCAAGUAUAUACAUCAUUUUUUGUAAAAACUCGAACUUGAGUUAUUUACAGUUAUUUUGAUAAUUUUUCAAUAUUUCCUUAGUAAUUUAAUACAUUCAUAAUGUGUGACGAAAUAAUCUGUUUUACAUUAUGUAUGUAUAUAUACUUAUACUAGGUUUAGAUUGGUAAAAAAUUAAAUCUCUUUUUCUUUAUAUUGCUAUUAAACUUUGAUGAACCGUGUAUGCCAAAUAUUUUAAACGGCUUUUAACUUUUACAGCGUAUAAUGUGAAAAACAUACAUAUAGAAAUGCUAUAAUUUAUUAAAGUUUAUUUUUACAUUUGAUUAGAUUAGAUUUGAGAAUUUCAAAUUUUAUUUUUAUUAUGAAUAUACACCUAAUUUUGUAUUAAUAUAUUUAAAGCAUAAACAAAAGUUAAAGAUUAGACGAUUAUAAUGCAGUGGUACAGAUAUAUUAAAUAUAAAAUUACAAAUCUUUAUUCUGAUUUUCAUUUAUAUUACUUAUAAUUAAUAUUACAAGAUUUAAUUUUAUUAUUGGCAUAAUAUAAAUGUGAAUGUAAAUUUUUCCAUUCGACAGGUAGCUCUAAUAAGAUUCGCGUUAUGUGAUCUUAUCAUACCCUGUAACUAUCCCAUAACUAUUUUUCGAGGGAAAAAUGUUGACAAAUGUACAAAUAAAGUAUCUUGUUCAAGCUUUCAACAUAAUUUUAGAUAACAUAAAUAAGUAAAAAGUAAAUUAAAUGAUAUAUAAAAUAGCUAUAUAACAGGUUGUACAAGCAUAUUGUAAAAGAAAAGAUUUAUUAAAUAUUUAAAAAAUCCUCUGUUUUGCAAAUUUAGGCUCACAUUACUUUUUAUAUUUGACAUUAGUAAUUUUAGGUAUAAAAUAGGUAUAAAAUCUCAGUGAAUAAAUGUGCAUCUUUGUACAUGGUACUCGUAUGAAAAUGUGAAUUCGUUAAAAUCUUCACUGUAUAAAUAAAUCAUAGGGAAAAUGUUAAACAAAGGUGUUAAGCUACAAUUCGUCUCUGAAGUUUAAAUUGCUAAGAUGACACGGACAAGAAUGACUAGGUUGUGGUACUUCUUCCAUGUUAUUUAGUACUUCAAUUUUACUCUUUAAGCGUUUACUCCAUUCCUGAAAUAUAAAAGUUAUAUUAUUGGCAAGAUGUAUUCGAAAAAAAAAUAUAUAAAAUAGGGCUUUCUCACACGUACACACAGACAUACACAUACAUGAAAUAAAACUGUAUAGUAGCAUAAUAUAUCACGUGGUAAUAAAUUGUCCCUUGCAAAUUGU
Molecule: messenger RNA, 3664 nt
Organism: Linepithema humile (Argentine ant)
Lineage: Eukaryota; Metazoa; Arthropoda; Insecta; Hymenoptera; Formicidae
Product: protein SSXT-like
Source: RefSeq, a predicted model, not a curated record